CUAGUCCUAUCAAAGUCUAAUAUUGAUUAAAGGCUUCAACUUUUGUGCAAACUGCAAUUUUAUAAAAUUCCAACUAAAAUAAAUUGAUAAAUCGACAAAACAUACUUAAAAAUCUAAAAGAAAAAAAAUCCAAUAAUGUCUUUCCCAAGAGUUUUAUUAACAGUUGGUUUUAUUUCAUUAUUCCAUUCUGCAUUUUCAGCAGCUCAGCAUCGUUCAUAUCUUCGUAUUACAUCGCAGGAGUUUACAACUUUACCUUUAGAUAUAGUCAUACAAGCAGUUGGGAGCCUAUUUGCAGUAAUGUGGGGUGUUAUGUGUAUUGCUGGAAACUUAAGAGAAAUACAGGCAGCUGCUGAAUUAAACAACUCAACCUGGGAAACACAAAUGAAUCUACCUUCAUUCUACAUAUUUAACCAUAGACAGAAGGCGUUGAGCUCAGAAUAUGUACAAACUUCAGGGAAAGGAGACUUGGAGAAUCCUGAAUAAAUAUAGUUUUUUCAUAGAGUACUAGUAAUUUAUUUUUAUUAUAAGCAUUAAUAAUUGAUAACAUGGACAAAUGUUAAAAAGAUUCUUAUUGUUAAUCUUUUCAUUAAUAAUAUGUAAGAACCAUGGUAUAUUUUUCCUCAUUAAAGUAACCAAUAAUCAUAACUCAUUGAAUUGAAAUAUUAGUGUUGGCAUUAGCUUUGCCAGAUUAAAUGUUUUAUGUGGAGUAAGUUAUUUAUUAAAACUUAUUUUAAAAUA
Pieris napi is the source of this 738-nucleotide messenger RNA. RefSeq names its product ER membrane protein complex subunit 5 (gene EMC5). Lineage: Eukaryota; Metazoa; Arthropoda; Insecta; Lepidoptera; Pieridae. The transcript is spliced from 3 exons. The coding region runs from base 136 to 483 and encodes 115 amino acids. Gene Ontology annotation, cellular component: plasma membrane; early endosome; Golgi apparatus. The record is from RefSeq and is a predicted model, not a curated record.